CAUCCACCGACCUCUCUUGUCUGUGAGUACUAUAACAUAAAACCUUCCCAGAGCCAACGCCUAAGCCAAACUACGAUUCCAUUCUCAUUUCUGAAAAUGGUCUUCCCACAUUAUUCAUCCUCAUCAAUUUCAUCUCUUUUUCGUCAUUUGAAUUGUUCAGCCGUUCACCGUCAUCAUGUCCGAUUCAGGCUCUCUCAUCGACGGCCCACAAACCGAAUUCUCUAUGGGUAGUAAUGACAGCGCUCGAACUGACCCCGUCGAGCAAGAAGCCGUCUACGACAUCAUGCGGGCAACCGGAAACGAUUGGGCCACCGACAUUCCCGAUGUCUGUCGUGGCAGAUGGCACGGCAUUGAGUGCAUGCCGGACAAAGACAAUGUCUACCACGUCGUGUCAUUAUCAUUCGGAGCCUUGUCCGACGACACAGCAUUCCCAAUUUGCCAUCCACUCCGCUCUUAUCUCUCCCAAUCCAUUACCAAGCUUCCUCAUAUUAAGACCCUAUUUUUUUACCGCUGUUUUAGUUAUAAUCCACAGCCAAUACCAAAGUUUCUGGGUGGGUUAGGGUCUAGUUUGCAGACUCUGGUUCUUAGAGAAAAUGGACAUGUGGGCUCCAUUCCUACUGAAAUAGGCAAUCUUACCCAUUUGAAAGUCCUUGAUCUGCACAAAAAUAAUCUCAUUGAUUCAAUUCCAUAUUCCCUGGGUAGAAUCACUGGUUUGAAAUCCUUAGAUUUGAGUGGGAAUAAAUUAAGUGGUUCAGUACCCGGUUUAAUACUUCCAAAUUUGAAUGUUGUAGACUUAAGUGGAAAUUGGCUAAUGGGUUCAAUUCCAUCUACCCUAGGGAGAUGCAGUAGUUUAAUGAAAAUAGAUUUUAGUCGAAACCGUCUGUCGGGGGUAAUGCCCGAUUCAAUUGAGGGUCUUAAAAACCUGAUCCUGAUGGAUUUAAGCUACAAUCGUCUGACAGCACUACCACUUGCAUCAUCUAUGAGAAAUAUGAAUUCUCUCCAAGUAUUGAUCCUGAGAGGGAAUCCAUUAAAUACAGUUAUUCCUAGCGAUUACUUUGAAGGAAUGAAGAGUUUAACAACAUUAGUUUUAUCGAACAUGAAGUUACAGGGUGAGAUACCGGAGUCAUUGGGAGAGUUACCAAAUGUUCGUGUGAUUUAUCUUGACGGAAAUCAAUUACAGGGUACAAUUCCAACAAAGUUGAAGGAGUUGAAGCAUCUUACUGAGUUGAGAUUAAAUGACAAUCAACUAACUGGAGCGAUUCCGUUUGGGAGAGAAACUAUUUGGAGGAUGAGAAGAAAGCUUAGGCUUGAGAAUAACAAAGGACUAUGUUACAUUGAUGGAUUGGAGGAUGAUUCAAGUAUUAGCUUGUGUCACCGUACCAACGCAUCCGUAAAUAUAUCUACUUCCCCAACAAAAACACAACUCCAACAUCUUUCUAAUGCGCCAACCUAUAUAUCUACUACUGCUGCACUUGAUACCUCACAUGCUUCCCACUUUCAACUAAGACUAAUUUUUGUCUUUUUAUCAUCUAUUAUUAAUUUCCUUUAAUUUAUUGUCUUAUGUAUCUAUAUUGAUUAAACUAACUCACAAGUUAUGUAAAAAAAAAAUUAAUUAUAUGUAUGUGUAUGUGUGUUACAAGUAGUAUGAGAGAUGAGAUGAUGGGCUAGUAAAUAAGGCACCUCCCACUGCAUUCUGGAAUUUGAUGAGAUGGCACUUCUCCUUCAUUCUCCCGUUCUGGACCACGUCAUUUACAUUUAUGUCCACAUCAUCCAACAAUUCCUGCAUCAA
This is a messenger RNA of Carica papaya (papaya), 1789 nucleotides long. RefSeq names its product Leucine-rich repeat (LRR) family protein (gene TMM). The record is from RefSeq and is a predicted model, not a curated record. Lineage: Eukaryota; Viridiplantae; Streptophyta; Magnoliopsida; Brassicales; Caricaceae. Gene Ontology annotation, molecular function: protein binding.